UUAACCAUCACAAUUGAAAUGAGUGGAGAACCAAGCAAAUUCAACGCCAACUACGAUUCAAUCACAGGAAAUUUGAAAGAAUCUGCCGGUAACAUCCUCGGUUACGAAUCACUGAAAGAGAGUGGUGCCAAGCAACAUGCCUCUGGCGAAGCUGAGAAGCAAGCCGCCACCGCGAAGCAAUACACAGAAGGUGCUACUGAAGGUGUGCAAGCGAAGGCCCAAAACGUAUUCGGUGCAGUCACCGGCGACAAAGAACAGCAAGCCAAAGGUGCAGCUAAGGAGACAAAGCUGAAGCUAAGCGCAACUUCGCAUGAGAAGGUGCUAGUAUAAUGUUCGAUAUGCUUUAUUUAUUGUAUUUAUUUAGAUACGACGAACU
Messenger RNA from Wallemia mellicola CBS 633.66, 376 nucleotides. RefSeq lists its product as hypothetical. The record is from RefSeq and is a predicted model, not a curated record. NCBI's taxonomy places the organism in Eukaryota, Fungi, Basidiomycota, Wallemiomycetes, Wallemiales, Wallemiaceae. The transcript has 4 exons. The coding region runs from base 19 to 330 and encodes 103 amino acids.